This is a messenger RNA of Dreissena polymorpha, 4000 nucleotides long. RefSeq lists its product as uncharacterized. Lineage: Eukaryota; Metazoa; Mollusca; Bivalvia; Myida; Dreissenidae. The record is from RefSeq and is a predicted model, not a curated record. The transcript is spliced from 10 exons. The coding region runs from base 1 to 1398 and encodes 465 amino acids.
AUGUUGCAAUUGGAUGGCGCGUAUCCCUCUUUGGAGGAUAUUGAGAAGACCGAUGAUCUUUUAGAUUUAUUACUGAUAGCGGAAGAACAUCACGUACAAUUUGAUGAUCUGAGUUCGGUCCCGGAACUGAAAGAGAGGCUGGUGCUAGAGUAUUGGCGACGGAAGGGACGCAGACCCUAUGUGGAGAUAAGUGAGUCCAUGGCUCGUGACGGAAAAGAAGACAAAGCUAAGCGACAACAAUUGAUCGAGAUGUUCCAGAAACUGCUGCGGAUAGUUCAACCCUCCGAUGAGUCCCAAAAUCAAAAGUUCGUGAACGACUUUCUCUCCAGCGACGGAACAACGGAUAACAUUCUGGAAGACUGCAACAAGCGCAUUCGCGAGUUGGGAAAAGACGAUGCGAUCCUGCUCGUAGCCGGGAUGGACAGUGUACCAUUCAACUCGUGUUCGUGCUCUUCCCUUAUCACCUCUGUACGGUAUGUCCCACGGCGACAGUUUCAGCUCAUCUUCAAGGACCCGAGCAAGCCCAUUUUUGAAACGGAAAGCCCCAAGGAGUUGUCCAUGACUCGCAGGAAAGCGAAGUGGGAAGAUCACGGGGUGAAGGAAGUUCGAGUCUACUUGCCAUUAGAUAUCCUUAAGGGUGGCCUUGUUUUAACGGAUUCAUCAAGCAUAGGCAAGGAAGAAUUUUUAGAAGACUACUUAAUGGAGUACAUAGCCGAGAACGACGUACUCGGCUUCAUCUACGUAAUAUUUUCCGACAAUGCAGGUGGUGUUCAGGAAGACAGACUCCUUCAAUUGCUAAAACUAGUUAUAAAAGAGCAGAAGAAGAACGACAAAGCUCUUCCGUUUGAUCCCAAAGCUGCUAUGUUUGUGGCCAAUAGAUUUGAUGCCGUCGUAGAAUCGGAAAAAGAAACGGUCAAGCAACACAUAACUUCUAUGCUGAGGAGCUGUUACCCGCAGUUCGACGACUCGAAAAUAGUGUUCUUUUCCACGCAGAAUGCCAAACGCGACAUUGCAGCUCACCCUGAUUACAUCAGUGAAAACUUCCGGACUCUCAUUGACUCUCUCAGCAGGCUUUAUUCGUAUGUUACAGAGCGUCGCCUUCGGGUGUGUUAUAAAUGGAUCGAGUACAUUCUUCAACGAGUAAGUCAUGUCAUGAAAUCUGCAACAACACGUUUCGCAUUGUCAAAAAUAGAAAACACAGAGCGAUCACGUAGGCACAGGCACAGAUUGGAGAAAUUACAGACUGAUGCUGAUGACGUCAUUAAGGAGCUGCGAGCGGAAGUGGUCGAUCAAGCUAAGAAGAUAUCACAGGAGCUUCAAAGGCACUUGCAACAACCUAUGACAAAAAUGCGCCUUACAUCGUCGUGGAAAGACGGCGAAAUACCAUACGUUCCAUAAAAAAUUUGUCACGCAAGUCACUGGCACUGGUUAAUGAUCAAACAACGCGUUGACACAGCCUUUUACGACAGGGUUUACACAGAACUUGAGGACUGGAGUCUUGAAAACAACACCAUUGAUAAGAUUGAAGCGGAAAUAGUAGCACGCAUCGUGUCAAAACUUAGUGUUUUACAAGCUGAGAUUACGUCAUCGGAGAAUUCGCUGAAUACUACCAAACAGUCAACCGGUUCCUCGGAUAGCGAAAACCGGCCAAUGCCACUGAAAUGUUUCAAUUUGAAGCCAAGCGUGAUUGAAAUACCUGACAAACUGCCUGUGAAAUUAUGACAUAGAAUAAAACCGUUCUUCGCGUUUGAUAGGAGAAAGGAGGCCAUGAGAUUUGACAAAGAUCCGGUGCAAUGGGUGGCAAGGCGAUCAGAAAAGUUGUUGUCAAAGUUAUUAAAAAAUAAAAAACACGACGGUAAUGGUCCAUUAGACAUUUUGCUAGAAGUUCUAAUGCAAAGGCCCUGCGACAUGAUUGAUCUUCUGGAAGACAAGAUACCUACAAUCAUAAAUGCAUACGUUGAGCUUUUAGAUAAACUUGAAGAGCUCGCAGUGGAUCACAAGCGAGAUGCGAAUAUGUAUGAGAAAAUGCUAGAAGAAAUCGAACAGCUGAAAACUGAACUUAAACAUUACGGGGAAGGUAAUGUUUUUGUAAAUCAUUUCAAACUUAGUGAAAUCCGCGUCAUUACUGGUCAACUCGGUGGGAGCCUGCAUAAAGCAUUCCGCGUAAGCUGCAUCUUAAAGGAAGAUGAGCCGGGCAACAAAGGGCUGAUCGCAGCAGAUACCCCCCAUGGUCUCUGGACCUAUGUUCAAGCUGGGAUGUUUCAGAGAGACGGGACGGAAACGCCGAUAACUAAACAAUUGUACACGACAGCGUCCGGUAUAGGUUGCAACCAUCGCGAAGUCGCUAAACUGAGAUCCCUCUUGAGUACAGACUCCCAUAUGGCCGAGUUCUUGGGAAUACACCAUACCGAUGCAAUAAUUCCUUCGUAUAUAUUUGAUCAAAGACUGGUGUCACUGUCGAAGUUUUUGAGCAAUAAUGACACACCGGACAAUUAUUUUCACAAGGUUUUGCUCGAAACAGCAAGCGGACUUUUCAAUCUACAUUCUAAGGGGCUUGUACACAUGGAGAUUUCACAACAUACGAUAACAGUCACGGAGAAAGGAGACGUAAAGCUGACAGGGGCAUGUGUGCCACAAAAGGCAUCGUUCCCCAUUGAUGGUGAAGCAAAGGCGGGCAACUUCGUGUACCUGCCGCAUGAUGUAUUUAACGAUGAAUUGUACAUUACAUCUGGGGAUGUUUAUGGGUUCGGACUGUUGAUGUAUGAACUGAUGUACGAUCGACUGGCGUUCGAUUCUAAAAGGUCUUACAGAAUUCGUGAUUUUGUUCGAGACCUAAAUCCCAAGGCCAUGUUGGGUUUGGACCAGGACAGCGGUGGACUUCCUGCUCCUGUUGUUCGCCUUGUCCAAAUGUGCGUGAAGAAGUUAAACAGCGAAAGGUCAACGAUCAGCAAUGUUCUCAACAAACUUCAGGUAGUGGGUGACGAUUUGUCGAAAGUUCCAGUUGGUCAAUGAGAGAAGCUAGCUGCUGCCCAUCGAUAGAGAAAGCACUACGGAGUUUCGACCGUAUGAAUACUCUUCCACUGGAUAUGGGAAUCCAUUGCAGACUAAUCCGUUUCAAUGUGGUGAGUCGUACGGCAUGAUAGACGUCAGGUCGUCAACGCACCGCUAGCGUUACGCCAGUGCUACAUGAGCAUGCCGCAAGUCUACAGGGCGUCAUACUCGUUGACAGUACCUACGACACCUCGUUAUAAGGCGGCACUACGGAAAACCGUUCGCACCGGUAUAUGGCCGGUUACGUAAUACGUCAUCAGUACGUUCUACUUCCGGGCAUAGUCUGCUCGGCGUUUGACAACGUUCUACUUCCGGGCAUAGUCUGCUCGGUGUUUGACAGAACACUACUUCCGGGCUUCAUACAGCUCGGGUAUCUACAGUCUACUUUCGGGCUUCAUACAGCUCGGGUAUCUACAGUUUACUUCCGGGCUUCAUACAGCUCGGGUAUCUACAGUCUACUUCCGGGCUUCAUACAGCUCGGGUAUCUACAGUCUACUUCCGGGCCUGAUACAGCUCGGGUUAUCUGCACUCUUCUUUCGGGCUUGAUACAGCUCGAUGUUUGCUACUUCGCAGAACGCUACGACCAGUGCUCAGUUGCGGUUCUGGUCAUUGACGGCUGGACAUCAGUAAAGGUCGUGACACUCAAUAUUACUCCACCGCCACAUCUACCGUGCGACUUUAUCAUCUACAGUUGGACUACGUCAUCGGCAUGUUAACUGGCCAUUAACUUUUAUACUUUGUUGCUUAUUUCUUUUCAUAGUCAUAUCAUAUUGUAAAUGUUUUUUUUAAUGUAAUAACAAUAAUAAUCUUUUUAUUUUCUGAAGGUAACUCAUUAAGACAACACAUUGAUACAAAGUUAUGCAAACAGUUUAACAAUGGCAAUCUUAUUUUCAAUGAGACCUGCAAACAACUAUGGUAUGUAUAAUGCAUUUCUGCAUUAAAAUGCAAA